AGCCACAAACUGAAAAAAAAAAAAAAGCUAAUCGGAUAGUAUUACAUCGCGUUGUACCAAAACAGAACGGUGAGCUCAGUAAUCCGCUGAGGGUCAAAAUGUGUAGCUUGAAAUCCCAAUUCAACCUCCUCAGCCUCAGAUGCACCAAUCUCACCAAUUCUAUCUCAAUUCGUCCACCACUUUUCCCCAUCUCACACCAAAAGCACGCCACAAAUUUACGCACUGGCUCCUCUUUGCUUUCAAAAGUUAGUAUCACCGUUCAUAGGCACACUGUGUCUCAAUGCACAACCAAAUCGGAUGAUAUCAUCAACAAUACAAUUUUGAUCCAAGAAGUCGACCCCAGAUGCCAAAAUUUGUCAAAAGGUCAGAAUUGGACUCAAGUUGGUACAAAUGAGAUAGACUAUUCAAGGUCUUUAAUAGUUGGGGCGGUUUCUGUUGGAGUCUUGCUGUUUCUGAUGGGGUUGGAUGACCAAAAGGCAUUGGCUUUAGGUCCAGAAGGGCCAUUGGCCGAAGAGUUCUGGGACAACGUAAGGAGAUAUGCACUUUAUGCUCUCACUGUCAGUACUGGAGCCCUAUACACAAUCUUCUUGCCUAUUUUUGAGUUACUGAAGAACCCCAUUUCUGCAAUUCUCAUUUUGGCCAUUCUGGGGGGCGGAUUCUACCUAGUUUCCCAAGUGGUUUCUGCUAUGGUAGGCAUCACUGAUUUUUCUUAUGAUUAUAGUUAUUGAUUAGCUAGGGUAGUGGGAUGCAAUCCAUGUCUUGUUUUUUAUUUUAACUUUCAAUACCAGUAAAAGCAUAAUUAAGUUGAAUAUGAGAGCUGUCAAUUUUGCCUAUUA
Messenger RNA from Humulus lupulus (European hop), 836 nucleotides. RefSeq lists its product as uncharacterized. The record is from RefSeq and is a predicted model, not a curated record. The transcript has a single exon. Bases 99 to 728 code for a protein of 209 amino acids. NCBI's taxonomy places the organism in Eukaryota, Viridiplantae, Streptophyta, Magnoliopsida, Rosales, Cannabaceae.